CAUGACCACUGGCUAUCACACAUGGUUUGCUGCUUUAAUUUAUGUUUCCCAUGGCAUCUUCCUAAUCACCAUUAAUUUAAUGGGGUCUUGCUUGUGCUCAUGAUUCCAAGCACUACUCUCUCCUUCCAACAUUAAUAUAUAUAUAUAUAUAUAUAUUUUGCACCUUCACUAAUGGAAACUAUACAUGAGUACCCAUUUCUAAGAGCCUCAUGAUAAAAGCAAUGGCUGCCCAUGAGAAGAAAAAGAAAGGAUUCAUCAUGUCCAUUUAUAAGUCUGCCGCCGGAAACCAGUCGACGCCGGUGCCCGAUCCGGCCAUGGUUGAUAAAAAGUCCAUCCAGCGUAGUUGGUUGCUAAGGAAAUCGAAAGCAAGCAAGGGAAUUGAGCAAGGUGGCCAGAGGGUGAUGGAGGGAGGAGGAAUGCUUAGGGGAGAAGUGGUUGAGGCAAGGAAAUCCGUUUCCCAUAUUGAAACGAAUUUGGCAUCUGUUGCAGCAUUUCUUCAAGUGAAGGUUUUGGUCACUGACAUGCCUGAAUUCAUGCAAGUGCAUGCCUUCAAGUGUGCUAGGCGUACUUAUGAUAGCUUGGAGAAGUUUAGCUCUAAGCACAUGGCCUUUAACAUGAAAAAGGAGUUCGAUAAAGUUUAUGGUCCGGCCUGGCAUUGCAUCGUGGGCUCAAGUUUCGGCUCCUUCGUGACCCACUCCACAGGCUGCUUCCUUUAUUUUUCACUUGAAAAACUUUACAUUUUAUUAUUUAAAACGAAGAUCCAGAAAGCAGCUAAUUUGGAUUGAAUUCAUAUAUAUAUAUAU
Juglans regia (Persian walnut) is the source of this 803-nucleotide messenger RNA. RefSeq lists its product as uncharacterized. NCBI's taxonomy places the organism in Eukaryota, Viridiplantae, Streptophyta, Magnoliopsida, Fagales, Juglandaceae. Gene Ontology annotation, biological process: microtubule-based process. Gene Ontology annotation, molecular function: dynein light intermediate chain binding; dynein intermediate chain binding. Bases 210 to 785 code for a protein of 191 amino acids. Gene Ontology annotation, cellular component: dynein complex. The transcript has 2 exons. The record is from RefSeq and is a predicted model, not a curated record.